Molecule: messenger RNA, 1044 nt
Organism: Coniosporium apollinis CBS 100218
Lineage: Eukaryota; Fungi; Ascomycota; Dothideomycetes
Exons: 3
Coding region: 1-1044 (347 amino acids)
Cellular component (GO): mitochondrial large ribosomal subunit
Molecular function (GO): structural constituent of ribosome
Source: RefSeq, a predicted model, not a curated record
AUGAACGCCGGCCAGAAGAGCGCGAGGCAAUUAGCCUCAAGGUCGAGCUGGCGACCCCAAGACCCUAUCUGCCUCUCCUGCCGCAUCUCCCGCCGACGCCAUGCCUCCUCCGCGGCCGCCGCAGCAGUCGAGCAGCCCGCUCCCCUCCAAACCAUUCCACCCGCAACCUCCACCUCCUCGCCCCCCCAAGCCUACGCCCUGAAAGCAGGCGUAGUACUCUGCCGGCCGCCGCAAAUAACGCGGGAUCUCCAGCCGUUCGAGAAAGCAUUCUUCCUCUACCAGCGCCGCCUCAACGAACGCCUCGCGCUGCCCUUCACGCGCUACUUCUACUUCAAGAAGGACACCCCCGCCGACAUCGAGUGGAAGCGGAAGGCCAAGACGCGCUUAACGGCGGCUAGGGAUAUCGGUGUCUAUCAUGCGUAUGGGAAGGAAGGGUGGAAUGACGAGGUGCUGGUGGGCGCGAAGGAGAGCGAGCCGGAAUGGCAAGUUGAGGCGCUGCUGAAGGAUAUGGAGGUCCCGGCUGCGGGGGAGGCGAGUGCGGGCGCGCAGGCGGGCGCGAUGGUUGAGAAGAGGGAGGAGGUUGAGAGGCCGAUGAGUAGGGUCACGGAGGCGGAUAGGAGGGGGGAUGUUAAGAGUUUAGAUAGGCUGUUGCAGAGGUCGUUAUAUUUGGUGGUGAAGAAUGGGGAAGGGAGGUGGACUUUUCCUUGUGAUAGGUUGAUUGGGAGAGAAGGGCUGCAUCUGGCCGCCGAAAGGAUACUCGUUCAGGCUGGUGGAGUGAACAUGAAUACCUGGGUGGUGGGGAAUGCGCCCAUAGGAUACUUCCAUGCCGACUUUCCCAAGGGGAUAAUGAAUGAGGAGAAGAAUGUGGAAGAGGUGGGGGAGAAGGUGUUCUUCAUGAAGGCUCGCAUCAUGGCUGGUCAGGCGAAUCUGGAGCAGAACAAGUUUGGUUUGCAGGACUUCAAGUGGCUAGCCAAGGAAGAGUUGGAAAAGACGGUUACUGCGAGGUACUGGAGUGCUAUACGGAACAUGUUGGCUGACAGGUAG